AUUUACCUUACUACGUUUAAGCCGUGAAGCAAUAUUUGCCCCUGACCUGGACUUCAAUAUAAGAUUAACCCCUUAAUUGCUUGCCCCAAGUAACUAACCCCCGCGGCUGCCCCCGCAUCGCGUUCCCUGCCUUGGUGACGCGCAGCCCUAAAGCCCCGCUACCCAACCCAGUAAAUUGUUUUCCUUCAGCGCGCAACAUUCGGCUUCACUCUUCAACUCCGAUUUUAUAGCUACCAAUGCGACAAUAUGUCUCGACCUGGCCCGUCUGCGGGCCGCAGCCUGACUUUGACAGAAGAAUUAGAAAGACUUGAGCAAUCAAUUACUCUCACCCUACAAGAAAUAGACCACAACUUCAGCAAAGCACACCGAAUUGUCACCACCAGCAUUCUGCCUCUCGUGGAACAAUAUGGCGAGCACUCGAAGGCCGUGUGGGAAGCUUCUCAGUUCUGGAAGCAGUUCUUCGAAGCAUCUGCCAACGUGUCCCUUUCGGGAUACGAGGAAUUAGCCAACGACGACGAGACCACUACCGCUGAAGAGACUACACUCGAUGAAACCACAUCUGAUUACAACAACACUACUUCUGAAGCCGACACCACAGCUGAGCCCUCCAAUUACGCAGACCACCACCAAGAGCACCACAAUCUCCCCGACGACUCUCUCCUCGUCGACACCGAAAUGUCGGGCAGUACGCCGCGGCCCCCAGCCACCAAAUCCCUAACACACAUCCAGCAGCAAAAUCAGCCCUCACAGAAGCCGAAACAGAAAUUCGCCGGCUUCGAAUCGCCCUACGAAAAGCUGCGGCGCGAACUCGGCGGCGACACCGCCAUCUUUAGGGAAGAAGCGCAGUUCGCCUCCGACGACGACGACGAAGACAACAACAACAACAACAACAACAACGACGACGACGACGACGACGACAAGACCACGGACCUACCCACGCAGCGCACGGGCAAACUUCCUAACAUGUCGAUGACCCCGCGCUCGUCGUCGCUCCUCGAGCCCGACGUCCAGAGCACGGCGCGCAAGAACAAGGACCCGCUGCUGCACCGCGUGCUCGACAAGAACUACCGGCUGCAGGCGACGCCGCACAAGGGCGUGCCGCAGCCGCCGCUGGACCGCGGGUUCAGGGCCAGGCCGCUGUCGCCGGUGAAAGACGAGAGGGAGGCGAGAAGGCCCGGCGAGGGAGACGAGGAUCGCACGAGGCGCGCGCUGUGGACGGAUAGCCCGAUGAGCUCGCCCGAGAUGCCGGCGCCGAAGCUGAGGAGCGACUUGUACCAUAUGUCGCCUGUGCGGCUGGGCGGCAGGGGACGCGCGGGAGGAGCUGGUGCCGGUGCGGAGGGGCCGAGGACGCCUGGGGUUAGUGUGCAGACGCCCGGGACGGCGCGGAAGACGAGGGACGUGUUUGCUGAGGCGAAGGAUAGGGGAAGGAAUCUGGGCGUGGAUGUUGGUGCGAAGGGGAAGGCGAAGAAGGACCCUGAUGAGAUAACCUGGGAUAGCGAUGAUGAUGAUGACGAGUUCGGCGCGUUCAGUCCCCCGAAGACGAUCCAGUUUGCGCUGCCGCCGAGUAAGCUGAUGCAGACUCCUGCACGAGAGGCGAGUAAGCGAAUCGUCGAUGACAUCCUCAUCACAGCCGGCGCGGCGCCGGAAACUUCGUCGGAGUACAGUCCGACUUUGGUCAAGAUGAACCAGGAUAUCCUCGAUGACACGUUCUGAGGGCCAGUUGGUUGUUGCUGUUGUCUAGAGGCAAUGUGGCAGAGUUGUUACUAAUGUAAUACAUGAAAGACGCACAAAAAGUCGGA
Molecule: messenger RNA, 1799 nt
Organism: Annulohypoxylon truncatum
Lineage: Eukaryota; Fungi; Ascomycota; Sordariomycetes; Xylariales; Hypoxylaceae
Product: DASH complex subunit Ask1-domain-containing protein
Exons: 3
Coding region: 247-1713 (488 amino acids)
Biological process (GO): attachment of spindle microtubules to kinetochore
Cellular component (GO): mitotic spindle pole body; DASH complex; mitotic spindle
Source: RefSeq, a predicted model, not a curated record